CCCACUGACUCCGUUGUGCUUCCAGUUCCAGCAUCAUCACCGCUCAUCAUCACUUCGCUUCUCUUCCGAACCGCUUUGUCACUGGACUGUUUUACUUGGACGUCAGGCAGGCACGCACGCAGGCACGCACGCAGUAUGUCUGACAAGAGUGAGCUGAAGGCCGAGCUUGAGAGGAAGAAACAGCGUAUCGCCCAGAUUCGAGAGGAGAAGAAAAGAAAAGAAGAAGAGAAGAAGAAGAAGGAUGGAGACUCAAAGCGUGUGGUGGAUUCCGCCGCCGCGGGUGCCGAAGACUCGGACCUGGAGAAGAAGAGGAAGGAGGCCGAGGCUUUGUUGCAGAGUGUUGGCAUUGCCCCUGACAUACAACAUGCCACAGCUCAGCCCCUGAGGGUAGUAACAGAGGAUACCUGUCUAUUUCACUACCUAGUCCCCGCCCCCAUGUCUCCCUCCAACAAAUCAGUGGCCAGCGACGCGGGAAGCCAGGAUUCUGGGGACGGAAACGCAGGACCAAGGACUUUGCAUUGGGACCCCGACCCCUCUACUCUGCAACUCCACGCCGACUCUGAGCUGAUGGGGCGUGGGGCCGUGAGGCUCGGCAUGUCCAAAGUGAUUCAAGUGGACAUUGUCCCCAAAGAGAUGGUGUCCUACUCAAAAGAGACCCAGACUCCCACUGAAGCUCACGCAGAACAAAAAGCAGAUGAGGAUGAGGAUGAUGAGAUAAGUGCGGGCCCACCAGUCGAGGUUGCUCAAGAGGAGAAAGAAGACCAGGGAGACCAACAUGAGGAAGACAUUCCCAAAGAGCUGACGGAGGAAGAGAAGCUGCAGGUCCUGCAUUCCGAGGACUUCCUGACCUUUUUCGAGCGCGGCAGCCGCAUUGUGGAGCGAGCGCUGUGCGAGCAGGUGGACGUCUGCUUUGACUACAGCGGCCGAGAUCUGGAGGACAAGGAGGGGGACCUGCAGGCGGGCGCCAAGCUGGUUCUGAACCGACAGUUUGCAGACGAACGCUGGACCAAAAACAGAGUGGUCACCUGUCUCGACUGGUCUCCUCAGUACCCGGAGCUGCUGGUGGCCUCCUACAACAACAACGAGGACUCUCCUCAUGAGCCUGACGGAGUAGCACUGGUCUGGAACCUGAAAUACAAGAAGAGCACCCCGGAGUACAUCUUCCACUGUCAGUCGGAGGUGAUGUCAGCCGGCUUUGCAAAGUUUCACCCCAACCUGGUUGUGGGCGGCACCUACUCGGGACAGAUUGUCUUAUGGGACAACCGCAGCAACAAGCGAACCCCCGUCCAGAGAACGCCGCUGUCGGCCACCGCGCACACGCAUCCCGUCUACUGCGUGAACGUGGUGGGAACGCAGAACGCCAACAACUUGAUCAGCGUCUCCACAGACGGCAAGAUGUGCUCGUGGAGCCUGGACAUGUUGUCCCAGCCGCAGGACAGUUUGGAGCUGGUGUUCAAGCAGAGCAAGGCGGUGGCUGUCACCUCCAUGGCCUUCCCGCUAGGUGAUGUGAACAACUUUGUGGUGGGCAGCGAGGACGGAUCCGUCUAUACCGCCUGUCGCCACGGGAGUAAGGCGGGCAUCACUGAGGUGUUUGAGGGCCACCACGGUCCAGUGACGGGAUUGAGUUGUCAUACAGCGGCGGGACCCGUGGACUUCUCUCAUCUCUUCAUCUCCUCUUCUUUCGACUGGACCGUCAAACUCUGGAGCACCAAGAGCACCCGGCCGCUCUACUCCUUUGAGGAUAGUUGCGACUACGUGUACGAUGCCGUGUGGUCUCCGACGCACCCUGCGCUCUUCGCUUGCGUGGACCUUGCCGGACGUCUGGACUUGUGGAACCUCAACAAUGACACGGAGGUUCCCACCGCCAGCGUGUACGUGGAAGGGGCUCCGGCACUGAACCGCGUGCGAUGGGCUCACUCGGGAAAAGAGAUCGCUACGGGAGACUCGGAAGGACAAGUGCAGGUGUACGACGUGGGCGAGCAAAUCUGCGUGCCCAAGGCCGACGAGUGGACGCGCUUCGUCGGGACUCUGGCCGACAUUAACGAGAACAGAGACGAAGCCGAGGAGCUCGCCAACGUCUGAUGAGGCAAACCUUUUUCGUUUCCUUCCCCCUCUGUACACUACUUCCUGAAAUGACACGAGUUGGCGUCCAGCCUGGAGAAACGUGCAGUGUUCGAUUCGAAUAGAACCAUUUUGAUGUUUGUUUGUGGAUCCCCCUACAAUUUGACAUGUCUCUGGCAGCAGUACAAAAUACUGUCAAUUGAUUUGCUGUCAAAUGUGACCAUUUCCAGGGCUUCGCUGACUGCUCUCAAGGCCUCAAUCAAUAUGCAACUAUUUGUACUCGCACCUUUCUACGUACUAAUGUUGCAUUUUUCCAACAUGUUUGAUUGGAUAUUUCCACAACACACUUGUUCACAAGCCUUUUUGUGUCCUGCUCAGCACAAAUUGGAGACACUAUUUUUGCACUGUGUCCUGUGCAAGGGAGUGUUCCAUAUACAUAUUUAAUACUAUUUAUUCCGGUGCUUGCACUUCUUUCAAAUUUGAUGCGCAUAUAGUACUUUGAAAUGCUGCUUUGCGCUUAAAAGUCUAUGCGCCACACACACUUAGCACUACAAGCUUUUUUUAACCUGAAACUAUUUCGACCUCAGCUAUUAUUUCAUGUCUCAUGCUUUGUUUAAGAACAGUCAUUUUCAGUAUCAAAAUGAAUUUGGAUGAUGAAGGUGUAGUCCAAAGGUCAUUUUUAUAGCUACUUUACCAUCCAACUCCUCAUGUUCAUGUUACAAACAGCUGGGAUCAAAAGUGUUUCUCAAUGUCUUGGACAAUAGUUUGAGAAGAACUUAACUUGUUGCUAAUUAAAAACCAGAAGUGGCUA
Syngnathus acus (greater pipefish) is the source of this 2872-nucleotide messenger RNA. Its product is annotated as dynein, cytoplasmic 1, intermediate chain 2a-like. Gene Ontology annotation, cellular component: cytoplasmic dynein complex. Lineage: Eukaryota; Metazoa; Chordata; Actinopteri; Syngnathiformes; Syngnathidae. The record is from RefSeq and is a predicted model, not a curated record. Bases 136 to 2082 code for a protein of 648 amino acids. Gene Ontology annotation, molecular function: dynein heavy chain binding; dynein light chain binding. Gene Ontology annotation, biological process: transport along microtubule. The transcript has 17 exons.